Molecule: messenger RNA, 612 nt
Organism: Drosophila kikkawai
Lineage: Eukaryota; Metazoa; Arthropoda; Insecta; Diptera; Drosophilidae
Source: RefSeq, a predicted model, not a curated record
CAAGAUCAAAUAAUCUUUGCUUUCGAGGUCAUAAAUCCCAAUUUAUGUAAAAAUUAUGUAAUAAAUAUUUACACUUUGUUGACGAUGACGAUGCUUUUCAAGAAAUGUUGCUUUUUGUUACCGCUAAACUACGGAUGCUACAUCAUCGGCGUCCUCUUCUUGAGCUUCCACGUGGGCGAAUUGAUAACGCAUACGAACGACACGAUCUUCAUAAAGAACGUCUCCCAAAAGUCCUGGGGUGCUGUUGUCAUGGCCCCAAUCCUGAUGGCGGGAACCUUGGGGUCCGUACUGCUGAUCUAUGGCGCCGCCAAGCGCAAGAGAUGCUUCGUCCUGCUCUGGGUUAUAAUCUAUGUUAUUAUACUCCUGAUGUACAUCAUCCUGUAUAUAAUAUCUUUUGUAAAAUCCUCGCCACCGCCGAUAAUAAUCGCCGUCCAGUCGGUGAUCAUAAUUGGCCUGAUAUACUCGCUGUUGAUAGUGCAUUCAUUUUACAGGUACCUACGGACGGUGGAGCACGACGAUGCCAUUUGAAGUGACUGUCGUACUGUCAUUGUUUUCAUUUAAAUUAUACCAAGUGUCUAGUCAUAUUUCGUCAAAUAAAUUAUAUUCUUGUAA